Molecule: messenger RNA, 1999 nt
Organism: Mesoplodon densirostris (Blainville's beaked whale)
Lineage: Eukaryota; Metazoa; Chordata; Mammalia; Artiodactyla; Ziphiidae
Gene: ZUP1
Product: zinc finger containing ubiquitin peptidase 1
Exons: 10
Coding region: 103-1839 (578 amino acids)
Source: RefSeq, a predicted model, not a curated record
GUAGAAGAAGAGCUUUUUUGAAUUCGUUCCUGGAGGCUGACGCUUUUCGGAGUCCCUGGUUCUCUUCUCGGUUCACCGUGAGUCUCUGUUAGCUGCUGUACCAUGCUAUCUUGCAAUAUAUGUGGUGAAACAGUAACCUCAGAACCAGACAUGAAGGCUCACCUAAUUGUUCACAUGGAAAAUGAAGUUACAUGUCCAUUUUGCAAGUUGUCAGGUGUGAAUUACGAUGAAAUGUGUUUUCAUAUUGAAACUGCUCAUUUUGAGCAAAAUGAACUAGAAAAAAACUUUGAGAGGAUUAAUACAGUACAGUAUGGAACUUCCAAUAGCAGGAAGGACAGCACCCUACAGUGUAGAAUGGAAGUUAAUUCAAGUAUUCAUUCAGCUUGUGCAUCUAAUCAUCCGAAAAUUUCAGCUCAAGACCCGCCUAACAAUGGUAUUUUAAAACAUAAAGGCUUUUAUUCAGAUAACUUAACUGAAUCUAGAAAAUUCCUGAAAAGUAAGGAAAAACAGUCUGACCGAACCAAAAUUAAAGGAUCAAUUUAUGAAGCAAUGUAUAGUCCUCCUGAAUGUCCAUUCUGUGGAAAAAUAGAAGGUUGUAGUCAAGAUAUGGAAACUCAUGUGAAAACAGAGCAUGCCGAUCUUUUAGACACUCCAUUAGAAGAUUGUAAUCAACCACUCUAUGACUGCCCUAUGUGUGGGCUCAUCUGUACAAAUUACCAUAUUCUCCAAGAACAUGUUGACUUGCAUUUGGAAGAAAGCAGCUUUGGACAAGGUACGGAUGGAGUCCAGUGUUCUAGAGAUCUGGAAUUGGCCCAACAGCUUCAACAAGAAGAAGACAGAAAGAGGAGAUCUGAAGAAUCAAGACAAGAAAUGGAAGAAUUUCAGAACCUGCAGAGACAAUAUGGUUUAAAUAAUUCUGGAGGGUACAAACAACAGCAGCUACGAAAUAUGGAGAUAGAAGUAAAUAGGGGAAGAAUGCAUCCAUCUGAAUUUCAUAGAAGAAAAGCUGAUAUGAUGGAAUCACUAGCUAUUGGUAUUGAUGAUGGAAAAACAAAAACUUCUGGAAUUAUGGAAGCACUUUAUAGGUAUUAUCAGAAUGCUGCCACAGAUGUGAGGCGUGUGUGGCUUUCUACAGUAGUGGAUCACUUUCAUUCAUCUUUUGGUGACAAAGGUUGGGGUUGUGGUUACAGAAAUUUCCAAAUGCUGCUUUCAUCAUUAUUGCAAAAUGAUGCUUAUGAUGAUUGCUUGAAAGGUAUGUCGGUUCCUUGCAUUCCAAAAAUUCAGUCUAUGAUUGAAGAUGCAUGGAAGGAAGGUUUUGAUCCCCAGGGUGCCUCUCAACUUAAUAACAGGUUACAGGGAACAAAGGCCUGGAUUGGAGCAUGUGAAGUAUAUACACUUCUGACCUCCCUAAGGAUAAAGUGUCGUAUUGUUGACUUUCACAAGUCAACUGGCCCUUUGGGUACACACCCUCGCUUAUUCGAAUGGAUAUUGAGCUACUAUUCUUCAGAGAGAGAAGGGAGUCCAAAAGUACUGUGUACAUCUAAACCUCCUAUCUAUCUUCAGCAUCAAGGUCAUAGUCAAACAGUUGUUGGAAUUGAAGAGAGAAAAAACCGAACAUUAUGUUUACUAGUAUUUGAUCCUGGAUGUCCUUCUCGAGAAAUGCAGAAACUCUUAAAACAAGACAUGGAAGCUAGCAGCGUCAAGCAACUUCGGAAAUUUGUGGGGAAUUUAAAACAUAAACAGUACCAGAUAGUGGCAGUAGAGGGUGUUCUUUCUUCAGAGGAGAAAAUUGCCAGGAGACAAGCUUCUCAAGUCUUUACAGCCGAGAAGAUCCCUUGAAGAAGUAAGCAUUUCAGUGAUUGUGGAAUUUUACUUUAUUUUCCAAAUUCAGAUAUUAAACUUCUAAUACAACAUACGAAUUAUCUAAAUACUCCAUUUAUAAUUUAAUUUCUAAAAUUCUAAAUUCUACCUUUAGUACUCCAUUGUUUAGUAGUUAUUC